CCCUGGCCCAAAAUAAUGAAAGAUAAACACAGGCGCGGAUCACAAUGGCCAAAAGCCAUUCCAAAGAAACUAACUAUCAAGCCACCGUUUUCGAUUUCUCACGAACAAUGGCGACCGUUAAAGUUCCUGCCCACGUUCCAGCUCCAUCUGAGGAUGCAGAGCAGCUUCACAAAGCCUUUGAAGGUUCUUUUUUUGGGAUGGGGCACAAAUGAGGCAUUGAUUAUUUCCAUUUUGGCUCACAGGAAUGCAGCUCAACGCAACUUAAUUAGACAGACUUAUGCUGAAGCUUAUGGGGAAGAUCUCCUUAAAGCCUUAGACAAAGAACUCUCUAGUGAUUUUGAGAGAGCUGUAUUGUUAUGGACACUGGAUCCUGCUGAACGUGAUGCAUAUUUGGCUAAUGAAGCUACCAAGAAGUUCACUUCAAGCAACUGGGUUCUCAUUGAAAUAGCUUGUUCUAGGUCUUCACUCGAUCUAUUUAAGGUGAGGCAGGCGUAUCAUGCUCGUUUUAAGAAAUCCCUCGAGGAAGAUGUUGCAUACCACACAACUGGAGACUUCCGCAAGCUGUUGGUUCCUCUUGUUAGUGCAUUCCGAUAUGAGGGAGAUGAGGUGAACAUGACAUUGGCAAAAUCAGAGGCUAAGAUACUUCAUGAGAAGAUCUCACAUAAAGCUUAUAGUGACGAAGAGAUCAUUAGGAUCAUCGCCACAAGAAGUAAGGCACAACUUAAUGCAACACUCAACCACUACAACAAUGCAUUUGGGAAUGCCAUCAACAAGGAUUUGAAGGGUGACCCAAAGGAUGAAUUCCUGAACUUACUAAGAGCAACAAUUAAGUGUUUGACCACUCCUGAAAAAUACUUUGAGAAGGUUUUGCGGCUUGCCAUCAACAAGCUGGGGACAGAUGAAUUGGCGCUUACUAGAGUUGUCACCACUAGGGCAGAGGUGGAUAUGCAACGGAUUAAAGAGGAAUACCAUCGCCGGAACAGUGUUACUCUUGAUCGUGCUAUUUCUGGAGACACUUCUGGGGAUUAUGAGAAAAUGCUUCUUGCAUUGAUUGGCCAUGAGGAUGCUUGAGAAACGUUUGUGUCAAUGUUGUUUAUGCUUUUCCGGUAGACUUAACAUGGGGUGUCUUUAGUUUUGAUGAAUGUAUUUUUACCUGUGAUUGUUUUGCUAUAUCCUACGGUGUAUGAGUGUCUUACUGUUACUGUGUGUUAAAUAUUAUGUGCCAUGAACUAUAGACGAGGAAUAUAGUAAGAGAAGAGUGGGCCGCCUGGGAAUGAAACAUAUUAUGGGCUAAUGAGAAUUACAUUACGGUGUUGUUUAUGAUUAA
Jatropha curcas is the source of this 1327-nucleotide messenger RNA. It is a transcript of the gene ANNAT2, whose product is annotated as annexin 2. Gene Ontology annotation, cellular component: plasma membrane; cytoplasm. The record is from RefSeq and is a predicted model, not a curated record. Gene Ontology annotation, molecular function: calcium-dependent phospholipid binding; phosphatidylserine binding; calcium ion binding. Gene Ontology annotation, biological process: response to salt stress; response to cold; response to water deprivation. Lineage: Eukaryota; Viridiplantae; Streptophyta; Magnoliopsida; Malpighiales; Euphorbiaceae.